This is a messenger RNA of Notolabrus celidotus (New Zealand spotty), 4517 nucleotides long. RefSeq names its product high affinity cationic amino acid transporter 1-like. Gene Ontology annotation, molecular function: amino acid transmembrane transporter activity. Lineage: Eukaryota; Metazoa; Chordata; Actinopteri; Labriformes; Labridae. Gene Ontology annotation, biological process: amino acid transport; transmembrane transport. The transcript has 12 exons. Gene Ontology annotation, cellular component: plasma membrane. Bases 294 to 2225 code for a protein of 643 amino acids. The record is from RefSeq and is a predicted model, not a curated record.
CGGAUCAGAUCAGUUAAUAAUCGGGUGGAGCAUUGAGAACAGACAGCUGCGUGGACUUCUCACUGUCUGUGUGGGCUGUACAUCCGUAUGCAGGCGCGGGUGUGUGUGUGUGUGUGUGUAUGUGUGAGUCCACCCAACACACCAUCUGUCAGAAGUUUGAGACCAAAGGAAGAGUCCUUCAUCAGGAGUUGAGUUACUUUCCUGAAAGACCCAACUGCAUUUAGUCAUUGGAGUUUUCUUAAAAAGAAGGUGAAUAAACUUCUGUAGAGUUUUGGUGCACCCUUCCAGCCAGGAUGAUUCUGGCCACACUGAAGGACAUUGGGAAGCAGCUUCUGCGAGUGAAGGUUGUCGACUGUAACACGGAGGAUUCCCGCUUGUCUCGAUGCCUAAAUACGUUCGACCUUGUGGCGCUGGGCGUGGGCAGCACGCUGGGUGCUGGAGUCUACGUGCUGGCUGGUGCUGUAGCCCGGGACAGCUCUGGUCCUGCCAUCGUUCUGUCCUUCCUCAUUGCCGCCCUCGCCUCUGUACUGGCUGGCCUGUGCUACGCCGAGUUUGGAGCCAGAGUUCCCAAAACUGGCUCUGCUUACCUCUACAGCUAUGUGACAGUAGGAGAACUGUGGGCCUUCAUCACAGGCUGGAACCUCAUCCUCUCUUAUGUCAUUGGAACUUCAAGUGUGGCCCGAGCGUGGAGUGCGACCUUUGACGAGCUGAUUGGACGGCAGAUUGAGGCGUUCUGUAGACGAUACAUGACCAUGAACGCCCCGGGAGUCCUCGCAGAGUACCCAGACAUAUUUGCUGUCUUCAUUAUCAUCACUCUGACGGGACUGCUCGCAUUUGGAGUGAAGGAGUCUGCCAUGGUGAAUAAAGUCUUCACAUGCAUCAAUGUGCUCGUGCUGAUGUUUGUGAUCAUCUCUGGAUUGAUCAAAGGAAACUUAAAAAACUGGAACUUGAACCCUGAUGAAAUCCUCAAUGCCACCUACAACUCCAGCCUCAACAUUUCUGUACCUCUUCCACCCAAAGAAACUCUGGGUGAAGGGGGCUUCAUGCCGUUCGGUUGGAGUGGAGUCCUCUCUGGUGCUGCUACCUGCUUUUAUGCCUUUGUUGGGUUUGACUGCAUUGCCACUACAGGAGAAGAAGUGAAGAAUCCCCAGAGGGCCAUUCCCAUAGGGAUCGUGGCCUCGCUCCUGAUCUGCUUUGUGGCGUACUUCGGCGUGUCUGGGGCUCUCACCGUGAUGAUGCCGUACUACUUGCUGGACAAGAACAGCCCUCUGCCCGUGGCCUUUAAGUAUGUGGGCUGGGAGGGAGCCACUUAUGCAGUGGCCAUCGGCUCUCUGUGUGCUCUGUCGACCAGCCUACUAGGCUCCAUGUUCCCAAUGCCCAGAGUGAUCUGGGCGAUGGCAGAGGACGGCCUGCUCUUCAAAUGUUUGGCCAAAAUCAGCCCGAGAACCAAAACCCCUCUAACAGCCACAGUAACAUCCGGUAUUGUUGCAGCUAUCAUGGCUUUCCUGUUUGACUUGAAGGACCUCGUUGACCUCAUGUCCAUCGGUACUUUGCUGGCCUACACUCUGGUGGCUGCCUGCGUGCUGGUCCUCAGAUACCAGCCUGAGCAGCCCAGUGUGGCCUAUGAGAUGGCCAACACUAACGAUGAAUCCGAGCUGACCGAGUCUUUCAACGAGGGGAAGAUGGACAUGCUCCCUCAACCUGACGAUCACUUCACCCUGAGGAAUCUCCUCAUGCCUUCAAACACGGAGCCGUCCCCUCUGUCUGGGUUUGCUGUCAAUAUUUGCACCAGUAUCAUCGGUGUUUUGGUGUGUGUGUUCAGUAUCGUAGCCGUUCAGGGAGGUCUGGCAGCCUGGUCCCUGUGUGUCCUCUGUAUAAUUGUGGUGGUCUGUAUGAUCCUCACCUUCAUCGUGUGGAGGCAACCGCAGAGCAAGACCAAGCUGGCCUUCAAGGUUCCCCUGCUACCCAUCCUCCCAGUUGUCAGUUUGUUCAUAAACGUCUAUCUGAUGAUGCAGCUCGACCGAGGAACCUGGAUGCGUUUUGCCAUUUGGAUGGUUUUUGGAUUCUUUAUCUACUUCGCCUACGGCAUCCGAAACAGUGCAGAGGCAGUACUGACCAAGUCUGCGCCGGGAUGCACGAUAAAGGGCGAGCCCAUGGCCACUGAGAAAGAGGCCUUCAUACCACACUCACUAAAUAUCAACGAAGAGGAUGAUGAAGACUCCUGAGGAGACGGGAGGUUCACUUUCUCUGUUCUGCCAAUCAAACAAUGAAAUUUGUGAAAUUCAGGAGACACAUGAGACUUCAGUGCAGCUGUCCAACCUGAGUGUUGAGCUGUUCGCCAAAUCUUGUCCAGAGGGAAUUUUAAAGUGGCUUUUUGAAAGCCCUCACAUCUUUUUAUUCUUCUGAAUUCUGAGUCCAAACUUUUUAAAACGACAAGAUGGAUCUGCUUAUGACUUAGAUCCAGGAUUUUAUUCUGGAGGAUUCAUUUGGUUGUCUUUUUUUGAAUUUUUGCAAACUGACUCGAUCAAUUCUACUGUACACCGUUAAUUCUGUAAAACCAAAAGCAAACACUUGUAGUUUUAAAAGUGUCUUUUAUAGACCUUUAUGUUUCAAGGAUGUUUUUGAUGUUCAACUACAUUUUAUCUUGAGAGUUAUGCAGUUUAAACUGCUCUCCAAGCUUUUUAAUAGCUACCUUUUUAAUCUACAUUAGCUAUUUAAUGAAAAAUCUAUUUAUUAUAUCCCAGAUCACAACAAAAGAUAUUAAAAAAGACAACAUGAGCAAGAAAAUAAUGUUUUCAGAUAUCAGAAACCUGGUGAAUAUCUGUCACGUGUUGCUUUAGGCGGAGGCACAGUGCCGGCUGCUGUGUCCUAAUCCAAUGAGCAUUAUUUUAAAAAAUAAGAUCCCAUAAUUUCACUCCUGCAUCAACUGCCGACGUGUUCUCAAAGCCAGCUGAGAUUGUCACUGUAUCUUUGGGUCCUUUUGUGUUGCAAGUUUACCUCAAAGGUACGUCUUGUGUGUAGAUACUGAACUCCUGCGAGAGUGCAGCUAUGUGCCUGUUCUUUAUGCUAUAACUCAGAGAAACGGUGCUCUCUAAAAUCUGGUACAGUGCUGUGUGAUCAGCUUAUCUCAAUGUUAACGUGGAUCUAUCUUCUCGCUGGUCUCCUCAGUGCACAAAGUAACAUGUGAUCAAAUUCACAGUCCUGUGUUGUCUGCAUUGGGAAAACGCACCUUGUUAACCAGCCAAAGACAAAAGCUGCUUAUGUGAGCUGUUAAAGCUCAUCCACUUCAGUGGAUGUAUUCAAAGUGCCUGUUUCCCAAAUGAAUGUUACACCUCUUUAGAGGUCGGAUCAUGCUGUACCAGCGGUAUCAUUGUGAAUAUAUGUAUUGUUUGUAUAUAGUGCACAUGUUGUGGAAAACCCAUAUUUAUAAUGUGUGAAAAAGAUGUCUCUAGAGAGGAACAUUGUCAGGUUUCACACACUUCUGGAUCUAGGUCAAGUUCAGUCAGUCGGGGACAUUGAGCACCUGCAGCUUCCUCGAUUUGUUUUGCUUGCUUUUAUUUUUUAAAGCCUAAAGUUACUCUGUACUCAGAAAUAUUGCAGCAACAAAAAACGUGUAAAAUAGAAAGCAGCAUGAUAUCUGAGCCACCUCUGCCAGUCUGACAUAGUUCUCCAGUUAUACAAGUAAACACUGAAGUGUGUGAAAAUUCAGCAGCUACAAUCUCUCAUAAGUCAGUGAAUUACUCUAACAGUAGCGUUGCUGCAGCGCACAGAUUUUAAUUAAUAUCAGAUAUCUUUGUAAGUAAACAGUGAAUUGUACAUACCAUAAAGUUGAGCAACCAGCCUUCCGUUAAAGUGGGAAACGUGUCAUUCAGCUGCAAACAUCACCGUUUUUAUUUUUUCUGUAUUAUAUAUUUGAAAUGCUUUAUUACCUGUUUUUACAUCGUGUUUUUUUCCCCUCUUUUUGUAAAUACAUGUUUCAUUUUGCUUUUAGGUUUCUGCUUUUGUUACAGCUCACCAAGUAUCACACAGCUUUCAUCCAUGAAAUCUUUUGUUACCAAAUGAAUAACACUAAUACCAGCAGGUUUAAAUGUAUCUUAAGUGUUACAAAAAGCAGAUGUUGUAUAUUUGUAUAAAUGGGCAUGUGUCCAUUAUCUACCUUUUCAGCUGGGUGGAAUACUUCUAAACACUUGUCUUUCACAGAAUGGUAUUAAGCUUUUGUUAUGGCUGCUGUAAGUGUCACUAUUACUUUCACAUCAUGUGUUAUGCUUCAUCAUAGUUGUAUCCUGUACACUCAGUUUUACAGAAACCUUUGCGUGCUGCAUCAUUUGAAAGCUUUACCAUUUUCAAAUCAUCUUGAGGAUUUUACAGAGGUAUUUUUUUACUGGUACUGUUCAUCAGAAAGAGGUUUACAGUGCAUCAUUGUGGUGACGGUCAGCUGUUCACGGUGUGCUGUCUUUAUGUUGGUUGUGGUUUGUAAAGCUCCUGCUGUAAAUAAACGAAGCUGAAAGUAAAAACCA